Molecule: messenger RNA, 3477 nt
Organism: Peronospora belbahrii
Lineage: Eukaryota; Oomycota; Peronosporomycetes; Peronosporales; Peronosporaceae
Source: the annotation of a GenBank genome assembly
AUGACUAACGACCAGGAGCUGGAGCUGGACGAACGCUUUGCAUCUCAUGAACCAUUGCUAGGACUACAUGAUGCACCAAGUAAACAGAAGGAUGAGAAGAAGAAGAAGAAGACAAAGAUGUACUAUUUUCGUCGCUUUAUGACCGUCUCAGGUGCUGUUUUCCUGCUCUUAUACGUCAGUUAUCGUGCCGUCUCGAGCCAAAUGUCUCGUGUCGCUGCUAAAGCCAUUGAAGACACAGUGAUGAACAUUGAACAGAUGGAGCUGAGUCAUCCAGAAUCGAAUUUUGUGACGUUAAAUCUACGUCUGAGUCUUAUUGCCAUGUCUUCAUUUCCUGCGAUGAUAGACGCUACGACGUUUGCCAUUGGAUACAAAGACGUUCUCGUUGGAAGCUUUCAAGCCCCUGUAAUGCACAUUCGUCACGGUAUAAAUGAACAAGUUUUUCCCCAUUCAAUGCUUGAGAUUCAGGACAAGAAGGCGUGGGACCAGUUUGCAGGAGACAUGAUGAGACUCUCACAGAUCCAGUACGAGAUUCGUAGUACACUGACCAUCCAUGUUCAAAUGCUGGGAGGACUUGUGACAUUGAGUGCCUCGGGUAUUCCGUUGCAUAAGACGAUGACGUUUAAAGGGAUGGAUGGACUGCAAGACAUGCACAUUGCUCAGGUAAACAUGGACAAUUCGACGCAAAAACAGGUGUUAGCAAGUAUCAAGACGUGCGUUCACAACCCAUCAAUCACGACGAUUCGACCAGUGGGGGCACUAUGUCUCCAUGCUCAUUAUCCACGAGUGGGGAAGGGUACGUUGGUGGCACACUUGAAGACAUCGGCGAACACGAGUUUAUCAAUUGCUAACGGACAACCGUCGCACCCGUUUUGCGCGUCGCUACAGGGGACGAAAGAUAUGCGCAAGGGGUAUAAUUUGCUUGUAUUGCAGGGAGAAAUGCUAGGUGUGAACGUGGAAGCGAUUAGCGGAUUGAUUGCCAAGUAUUUGAGCAAUGUAUCGGCAGCACUUACGGUCGUAACGUGUGACCCUCAGGCAACAUCGGUGAGCUUGUACAACCAAGCAAUGAAGAAUUUGACGAUCAAGAGUUCGUUACCACCGCAAAAAGAUCCGCUCGUUGGGAAUAUGUUUCUACGCGACAUUUCCUUGCAUUCUCCGGUAAAAGGCAAGGAGAAUGAUACCGUACGGCUUGAUACGGCAGUAUUGGUAGAGGCAACCAGUCCGUUGGGACCUAAUUCGGUAUUGACGAUCACGGAUGUGCACAUGAACGUGAGUCUUAUCAGUGCUGGUAUUGCUCUAGGAACGCUAUCAACGAUGUCAGUUGAUAUUAUUGACGGAGAAUUAGUAGGCCGAAGCAAUAUUUCAGUCAAGUGUUUGACAAAGCUUGACUUUGCGGAAAGAGGAAAGGCCUUUGGUAGGUUCGUUCGGGCGUCCGUUGUGGAAGAAAAGGUUCCGCUGACGCUUGCUGGAAAUAUGAAUGUGGUGUGCCAAGGAGCGCUAGGAACGAUAAAGCUGUUUGGCUUGCCUCUCCGCACUACCGCUUUGUUAAGCGGAAUGAAUAACUUCAAAGAUGUGACAGUCCAGAGUUUUAGUCUACCAGGAACUGGUAACACGACAGAGCAUGAUGAACUGAUUCAGGCUAAAGUUGAAAUUCGCAAUCCAUCUGUUUUCACAGUAUCUAUCGGCACAUUCUCGAUGGAUUUGAGUUUGAAUGCAUCCCGAGAAAAGUUUGGGGAACUUCAUGGCACGAUGAAUCUAGCCCCUGGAAGGAAUACGCUGGAAAUGAACGGCCACUUGAAGCCGACUCUGGACGCAGCAGGCCAAGUGAGUGAUGCCGUGGCCGGAUUUUUCUCUAGCUAUCUUAACGGAAAAAGCUCGCAAGUUGUUGUUGACGUCUCAGGCACGCAGUAUAGCAAUUGCGUCUGGAUGCAAGAGGCUUUGGUAGGAUUAUCGAUUGGAACUAGAUUUCCAGGAGUCGGAAAGGGCUUCCAGAUGAUCUCGAAAAUUAAAAUGAACCAGCUUGACGUAAUAUUGGACGAAUCUCCUCCGGGUGAGAGAGGGUUAGUGACCAAUACGCGCAUGCAGGUUCGCACAGAUAUGAAAGCGAAGGUAAAAAUGCCAAAUGCCAUUGGCAUUCCAUUGCAAAUCUCGAAUCUAUCCGUUGCGCUUAGCCUCGAGAAUGAAAAUCGUCAGCACCUCGGCACAUUAGUGUCUGCCCGUGAAUCCUGUGAAUUUAAUCAGACGGAUGAUGGUGCAUUUCUUUUGAAUAUGAGCCACUAUUAUUCAAUUGGUUUUAGUGAUUACGAUGACGUCCGUGGAAUGUCUGGUUUUAUUGAGAGCUUGCUUACGAAGAAUGAAAGCAUUAUGAUGCGACUGAAAAGCGACGCCAGUGCGAACCAAGGAGCGUUCCCUGAUGUUGGAACAAGAAUGGGGAUGCUUGCUCUUCGUAACAUUCCGGUUGACGGCGAACCGUUGAUUUCAGCAAUGGAUUCUUUUUGCCACCCACCAGUCAAAAUUCUUAGUAUCGACAUUCGCCAAGGGUCUAAGUUGUCGAUGAUGAUGUCGAUGGAGUUUACUCUGCAAAAUCCCUCUAUUGUGCAAGCAAAGCUGGGUUCACUCGUGCUAGAUGUAUAUUUUGAUGGUGCGCGAAUGGGUUCUGCAACGAUGUUGGACUUUAGUCUGAACUGCUGCGGCAAACCGACAAUUCUCCGAGGCAGUUUUGAAUACAAACCGUUGCCAAGCGAUCUUGCUACUGCAGAAAGGUUCCUGUCGAACUUUGUGUGCGGUUACUUCACGCACGGGUUUUCUCAGAAGAUUAUCAUCAGAGGAUCCGCAGAAAGCACGCCGCUCGAUCUACUUCAGCCGGCGAUGAAGGCUCUUUCGAUUCCCACCAAGCUGCCUGUUUUAGCCGAGCUGUUUCCAUCAACGCCGACCCUUGUCACUUCAUCGUUGUUGUACAUACCUUCAAUUUUCCAUCUGACACGCAUCCCGACAUCUUUGGAGCUUCGGAAUCCGUUCAGUGAAAGCAUCAUGGUGACAGCACUUGACAUGGAGCUGUACCCUUGUGAAGACCAGAUUUUAGGUGAUGACGGCAAACUGGUGUGCAAGAAAUACUUUGACGACUCUCUGGCUCGGUUCGCUCCUGCGGAUUUCGACCCAAUCUUUAUCCCCGCAAAUACUAAUGGUUGCUUUUCAUGCUGCCAUGGCUCACACUGCGGCGAUCAUGUGGCGUUGUGUCCACAUGCAUCAGCUAGUCAGUGUAUGAAUGCUGACAUGCAGAACUUCUUGAGUCCAGAGGCCAUUGCGACGAUAAUCCAUUCACUUUCAGGAGGCUUGCUGAUGAGAGUGAACGGUACAAUUAGAGCGUCGAUCGGUGACUAUGAUACGCGUCUAUGUUACCAACAAGAUGAUCUCUUUGUCGCGAUAGCCAAUUUGUGCAUUUAUUUGAUCGAUUGCAACAACGAUGAUGACGGAGCUUAA